AUCGUGUGUGUGAAUUUACGGAUGACGCCACUGCAAGUGAGAACGAUACGUUAGGCGGCGUUGACUAUGGGACCAGAGGCAUGGGCGUGUGUGCGGACCCUGGGUCUUAUCGAUGGUGUCAGGCAUUGAGCCGGUCGCGUUCGUCGUGCGCCACAAAUACAAAGCUACCAACAGGAAAGCAACAUCAGUCGCAACAACAAUCAGACACAAUCAGCGAAAGUACCAGAGCAGAGUCAACAAUCGUAGCAUUCGCAUUGAGAAGAGCUACGGCGAUUCACGCCGCUUCGACUCAAACGCUGACGGCAUCGCCGCCGAAAACGGCUGCGUUCACGGUGAAAGCGACGAGCAGGAGACAUUACGACGAGGACGACAACGACGUCGCCGAGGACGUCGACGGUUGCGCUAGUGCCGCCAGAACCUGCCACGUCAGCGGCGGAUCUAUAAAGACUCUGAAAUUUGUACUGAUUUGGCUGCUUGCCUUAUUGGCAAAAAAUGCACAAGCUCACAAUAUACCAGAAGACGCUGUGCACAUCACAGCCAUACUGGGCGAGGGUGUCGUCUUCAAUUGCCACGUUGAGUUCCCCAACGAUCAUCCGGUGCCAUAUGUCCUGCAGUGGGACAAGAAGGUGAGCGAAACGGGCUCCGAUCUGCCCAUAUAUAUCUGGUAUGAGAGCUACCCGGAACACAUUGAGGAGGGCUACAAGGGACGCGUGUCGCGUGUGUCGCAGGACUCGCCGUUCGGCUCCGCAUCACUCAACCUGACCAGCAUUAGAGAAUCGGAUCAGGGAUGGUACGAAUGCAAGGUCGUAUUCCUGAACCGAGAUCCUAAGCAGCAUAAGAAUGGUACAUGGUUCCACUUAGAUGUACAUGCACCGCCACGCUUUAGUGUUACACCCGAGGAUAUUAUAUAUGUUAAUUUAGGUGAUUCAAUUAUACUCAAUUGCCAGGCAGAUGGCACACCAACUCCAGAAAUUCUUUGGUACAAGGAUGCGAAUCCCGUUGAUCCAUCGCCCACGGUGGGCAUCUUCAACGAUGGCACCGAGCUACGGAUCUCCACCAUACGGCACGAGGAUAUCGGAGAAUAUACUUGCAUUGCACGCAAUGGUGAGGGACAGGUCUCCCAUACGGCCCGCGUUAUAAUUGCGGGCGGCGCUGUAAUAAUGGUGCCGCCCACCAAUCAAACGAAACUCGAGGGAGAAAAAGUGAUAUUCUCAUGCGAGGCUAAGGCCAUGCCCGGCAAUGUCACGGUGCGUUGGUUCCGUGAGGGCUCCCCGGUGCGCGAGGUGGCCUCCUUGGAGACACGCGUCACCAUUCGCAAGGACGGCUCGCUGAUCAUUAAUCCGAUCAGUGCGGACGACACGGGACAGUAUUUGUGCGAGGUGACCAACGGCAUUGGAGAUCCGCAGAGCGCUUCGGCCUACCUGAGUGUUGAAUAUCCUGCCAAAGUGACCUUCACUCCAACCGUGCAGUAUCUUCCGUUUCGAUUGGCCGGCGUCGUGCAAUGCUACAUCAAGUCGAAUCCACAGCUGCAGUACGUUACCUGGACGAAAGACAAACGCCUGCUGGAGCCCUACCAAAUGAAGGACAUCGUGGUAAUGGCCAAUGGUUCGCUGCUCUUUACGCGGGUCAACGAGGACCAUCAGGGACGCUACACGUGCACGCCCUACAAUGCCCAGGGCACGCAGGGCGACUCGGGUGUAAUGGAAGUGCUCGUCCGCAAGCCGCCAGCGUUUACCGUCGAGCCGGAAACGCUUUAUCAGCGCAAGGUCGGCGACAGCGUCGAGAUGCACUGUGACGCAGUCGAAGCAGAGGGCACGGAGCGGCCCACAAUCAAAUGGCAGCGCCAGGAGGGCGAGCAACUGUCGGACUCACAGCGCAAUCGCGUCAAAAUAUCUGGUGGCAACAUCACAAUCGACAAUUUGCGUCGCGAAGAUUUUGGAUACUACCAGUGCGUUGUCUCCAACGAGGUGGCCACUCUGAUGGCCGUCACCCAGCUGGUCAUCGAGGGUACCCAGCCGCAUGCGCCCUACAAUAUUACGGGCAAGGCCACCGAGUCCUCCAUAACGCUGCAGUGGCUGCCUGGAUAUAGUGGUGGCUCCGAGUACAAACAGGACUACACGAUUUGGUAUCGCGAGGCGGGCGUCAACGACUGGCAGACAAUAUCGGUGACGCCGUCCGGCAGCACCCAGGUGACCAUCAACGGAUUAGCCUCGGGCACCAGCUACGAAUUUCAGGUGGUUGGCCGCAACGUGCUCGGCGAUGGUAUGAUGAGCAAAGUAAUGACUGUGCGGACUCUGGAAGACGCUCCGGCAGCGCCACGUAAUGUCAAGGCUGCAACACAACCGCCCGAUCACUUAUUUCAGCCAAUGCCAGACGAAGCUGGACCUAAGCCCGGACCACCACGCAAUGUGUCCGUUACGGAAAUUUCGAAUGGUUUCCUUAUCACCUGGCAGUCGCCGUUGGAGCGCGCACACAUCGUCAAGUUCUAUACCAUUAAAUAUCGCACGGAUGCGGAGUGGAAGACGCUGAACCGCGGCCAGAUACGCCCGGAGGAGACACAGUAUCUGGUGAAGAACUUGGUGGGCGGACGCACCUACUAUUUCCGCGUGCUGGCUAACUCAGAAAAAUCAUACGAGUCCAGCGACGAGGUGAAAUUCCCAGUGCCGGCGCGUGUCAAACAUAAAGCUAUAACAGCCGGCGUCGUUGGGGGCAUCCUGUUUUUUAUUGUUGCGAUCAUUUUAUCGGUUUGUGCCGUAAAAAUUUGCAAUAAACGUAAACGACGAAAACAGGAAAAAGAGUUCAACAUGGUAGCUUGCAGGAUAACCGACGCUCGUAACAUUGCGGCCAAUAAUCAUCAUCAUUUGCACAAUCGCAGUACGGGCUCAAUUUCCUCUGGUCAAGUGCCUUUAAAAAACAAUACUGAACAUUAUCGUGAUUAUGAAAGCGUUUUUAUAGUUCCAGGUCAUCCUGUCAUAAUCAAAAUCGUACAAACAAACCCGAAUAUCAAGUCUAACUGCAAUACUUAUCGCCAUUUGCACUGGAUUUGGCCACCCGAUCGCUGCACCAACUGCCAUUCCAUCUACAGUUCGCCCAAUAUUCAAGACGACGGAAAACGGCGCUCCGCACAGGACGGCGGCAAGCUCGGCUACGACCUGAGCCUAGAGAACAGCAUUGACGUCGUGGACGGAGCUCUGUUCGAACGUCGCAAUAGCAAUGUAUCCCAAAAAUCCUCCAGCGACGAUGGAGGCUUCCUUUCGCGUCGCAAUUUCAUCACAGCACGUGCCUCGUGGCGCCGUCCCCUGGUGGCAUCAUCCAGCCAAGUCAGCCUGCAGUCGGCAGCGGAUUCGGCGAGGGGUUUCCUCCAGGGAUUGGGCGGCCUGCUCAAAAUUGGCGGCUCUGUCAAACAGCAGCUAUCCGAAGAGGCUGUGUCCGGCGCCAGAUACCAAAACGUGCUGCGUCCCUACAGCUCCAACAUAUACAGGAACACGGCCAACAGCGGACCAUUGCACAUCAACACGAUCAGCGGCAGUCUGAGUCACGGCCAGCAGCUGAUGUCGCCACAGCUCUACACACCUUCGCGUGCCUCUCGCAUUUUUUCCAGCUCGCCGGCGAGCACACCUGGCCACCAGCAGCAGCAGCAACAGCAAUUGUCGUAUAGCGGCGCCUAUCCAGGCCAACACACACACUUCAGCGAUCUCAGCACGGUUUAUCCCAACUCCGCGGAACGAUCAUUGCCCACAUCACACUUGAGUGGCGCAGGCAAUCUGAGCCGCUAUCGUUAUCAUUCGCAGGAGCUGCCGUCCCUGCGUACGAUUCAGGAGGAGACGCGUCGCCAACAGCAUCCGCAUCCGCAUCAGUCGCAGCAUCCGCUGGAGGAUCACUUUGUGCCGCUGCAGUUGCCUUCGCCGCCUUCUUGGCGGAACUACUACCAAACGCAGCUGCCGUAUCAGAGCUACAGACCCCGCACUCGCUGGUAUCCCCGGCACUACUCCAGGCUGUUUAGCCGCCAGCAGCACGAGCUGCUGUCGCCGCUGCCCGACCUGAACCUGUCGCUGCGCGGGACGGCCCAUGGAGCUGGCGUGGGUCUGGAGGCGUCCCCGGAGUCGCGUUCCAGCUCGAGUGGCUUUGGCUCCAAGAACACGUCCAACCAUCCGGGCAGCACCAGCGAGUGGCGGCUAUUGCCACCCUACCGUCCCCCGCCGUCGCCGCCAAAACAUUCGGCAUACUUUGGCCUGAACAUCGCAGCGUCGGGCAGCCAGCAGGCGCAGGCUCAAACCCUGGUGCCGGGUCAACUGCAGCAGCAGCCAUAUCACUAUUCCUAUUUGCAGCCGAGUCCGCCUUCGGCUGGUCUGACGCCGCCUUACACAAUGGGGCACUGGCUGGAAAUGAUCUCAAGACUAAACGCAGCGACGGAUAGCAACCUGCCCAGGUCCAACUGCCAGGUGGACGUCGGCAGUGUCGAUGGCCACUAUGAAUUCGACCCUGCCACGCCCACGCCGAGCGCCUCAACACCUACAGGAGUCGGUCUGCUGCGCGACGAUCUCAAUCUUCACAUAGAUACGCACCACUAUCCACACCAUCCUCAUCCUCAUCAUCAUCAUCAUCAUCAUCAUGCAUCCUAUCAUCAGCACGCACAUCACACUCUGGGCCCGUUGAGCGGCAGCUUGUUGCACGCCUCGGCCGCGGCCGGAUCCAGCUUAUUCGGAGGAUCUGUGCCCCGCAAGAUGCGGAGCCUGCCGCGCUAUGACAAUGUGGAAGCUCGCCUCCAGGCCAUGCGGGAGGAGUUCUAUGCCUAUCGCAAACGCCAGUCCAUGCAGCGGACGAGCGGCCCCGAAAUCGAGAGCGUCUGCUGAGCCCUGCCACGCCCUGUCACAUUUGCGACCGCAAUGCAAACAUGUAUCCAAUACACAACCAUAUGUAGAAAGUAAGCCAGCACCUGAAUGGAAUGACUGCACCUGCAGUCGGAAAAUGCAAUCGAAGUCAACCGCAUAAACCAUAUGAUUAAAUAAUAUCCAAAGCAGUGCAGGCCCAGCUCAGAUAGUGCAUCUGCCUGCCCAAUCCAUGUUACAGUCAUAUUACGGACUACAAUUAUUUAAAGCCAAGAACAAUUAGUAGUUUUCUAUGAUAGAGCAAACGGCAAAACAAAACAAAAAACAAAAUCAAGUUAAACAAAAUAUAGGACACCAAGCAAGAGAAGAAUUUUUGUAAAUAUUAAAUGCAUUCAGUGGUAAAAAUUAUAAAAAAGGCACGCAGCAAAAUGAGAGCAACGUUUAAAAAUAAUAUUUAAAAAUUAAAAAAAAGAAAAACUAUAGCAAUUAUGAGAACAUAUUAUUACUUAAAACUCAAUAUAUUAUGUAAUUGUAAUUGAUAUUUGAACACAAUAUGCAAAAUGAAUAUUAUUUAUAAAAUGAUGUAUUAGAUACUUAAAGCAUAGGCGACACACAGAUUGAUCUGUUAAACAUCAAUUACAAAUUAAAAAAUCCACAAACAUAACGGUACAUUAUGUUAAAUUAAUAUUUACGUAAAUUGAAGCAAAGUAUGAUAGUGAUUAAGUCUUUAGUUGUUAGACUAAACGAUCGAAGUGUUAAAAUAAAAGCGAUAAAAGCUCGGAAAAUCAACAUAUAGAAAGAAUUGUUUUAUAAUUAAAUUAUUUAAUGAAAACCAACAAAAUAAUAAGAUUGAUAACAGUUUAACAAUAAUUACAUUUAAUAUAACUGCUGCAUAUGUAUAUGUUUACUGUUGAGCUACACAAAUAAUUAACUCGAAAGAUAUAUUUAUUGAAAACCUAAAUACUUUUUCCCGGUACGAGUAUAGGCAAAUACUUAAUCCA
Molecule: messenger RNA, 5830 nt
Organism: Drosophila montana
Lineage: Eukaryota; Metazoa; Arthropoda; Insecta; Diptera; Drosophilidae
Gene: tutl
Product: turtle
Biological process (GO): cell-cell adhesion
Molecular function (GO): protein binding
Source: RefSeq, a predicted model, not a curated record